GGAGCCGCGGGCGAGCGGGCGCAGGAUGAGCGCUCGCGGCCCGGGCAGCCGGCUGCGGACGCGCCCCCCGAGUCCCCAGGCCUGCGCCCCACGCCCCCCGCGGCCCCGUGGCCCCGGCCCGGGUUGCGCCUUCCGCCGUGUCCAUCUAGCCUGCCUCGCCAGAGCCCCGUGGGCCAUGCCCGGCCGGCCCUGAGCGCGGGCCGGGGGGCGUCCCCUUGCGCUCGGGCCCCGCGCUGGCGCCCCCCGGGCCGCCCGGCGCAGGGGCCAUGGCGUUCACCUUCGCCGCGUUCUGCUACAUGCUCACCCUGGUGCUGUGCGCCUCCCUCAUCUUCUUUGUCAUCUGGCACAUUAUAGCCUUUGAUGAGCUUCGGACUGACUUCAAGAACCCCAUCGACCAGGGGAACCCAGCGCGGGCACGUGAACGUUUGAAAAACAUCGAACGUAUCUGCUGUCUACUGAGGAAGCUGGUGGUCCCAGAGUAUUCCAUCCAUGGGCUCUUCUGCCUGAUGUUUCUGUGUGCAGCAGAGUGGGUGACACUGGGCCUCAACAUCCCCCUCCUCUUCUACCACCUCUGGAGGUAUUUCCACCGCCCUGCGGAUGGCUCUGAGGUCAUGUAUGACGCCGUCUCCAUCAUGAAUGCCGACAUCCUCAACUACUGUCAAAAGGAGUCGUGGUGCAAACUGGCCUUCUACCUGCUCUCCUUCUUCUAUUACCUGUACAGUAUGGUUUAUACGUUGGUGAGUUUCUAAGGGGGAAGCCGGCCAGGGAGCAAGCCCAGAACGGACCGGACGCCUGUGCACCCCCAGCCCUGCCCCUUGGCCGCAGAGGCCUCAGCCCCGGGGAGGGAGGGGGCACUGGUGCCCCCAGCCUCUCAACCCCCAAAACUGCUGCUGCUGCGGGGACCCCCCCCCCGCCUUCAGAGCCCUCCUCCUUGGACUAGGGCUGGGCAGAGCUCCAUACAGGCCAGGGGCUCCUCUGCCAGCCAAAGGCAUGGCAGUCUGUCUCAGAAGGGGUGGGCCAUCGGGCCUUGGCCACUUCCUGGGAAACUUGGGCCCUGCCAUGGGGCAAGGUUUGACUCUGGGAAGUCUGGGCCGCCCCCCUCCAUCUCCACCCUGAGGCUCCCCCUGCAGGUGGGGGGGUACCCACACCGGGAAUGAGCAGGCUCAGCAGGGGGCAGCCCACUCCUAGUCUGCCCUCCCCUCCCAGGCUCUCUCUCUCUCCAGCCCUCUCCCUGUCUCUACUCCCUACCCCCCUGUCUCUUGGACCUAUUUUCUAUGUUGCCUGGAGGAGUCCAGCACCCCCUCCCCGGCCAUUUGUGACAAAAUAUGAAUAAACUACUGCAAAUAUGUG
Messenger RNA from Chrysochloris asiatica (Cape golden mole), 1350 nucleotides. It is a transcript of the gene CNIH2, whose product is annotated as cornichon family AMPA receptor auxiliary protein 2. The record is from RefSeq and is a predicted model, not a curated record. NCBI's taxonomy places the organism in Eukaryota, Metazoa, Chordata, Mammalia, Afrosoricida, Chrysochloridae. Gene Ontology annotation, biological process: regulation of AMPA receptor activity; vesicle-mediated transport. The transcript has 6 exons. Gene Ontology annotation, cellular component: dendrite; synapse. Bases 267 to 749 code for a protein of 160 amino acids.